AUGGCUCUCUCCGCAUGUAAUGCCGUGUCAAAUCCUUCAUUUGAAACUGGCCUCCUGGCUCCAUGGCAUGCAUCCGCCGUGAACGUGGCCAAAAUAAGCAAUGGAACAAUUGCAUACAGUGGUGAUUAUUACCUCAAUCUCCAAACCGCAGUAGGAAACCGCGGCAACACCAUCUCCCAGGGCCUAAGACACCUCAAGCCUCACACGGAGUACAAAUUCAGUGUGCAGGCUCAGGUUCCAUCGCCUUCCGGCUCAUCGUACUGCUCGGUAUAUGUGUACGCGGGCCGCAAUGCAACAGUCGGUAGCAUCGCCUCGGCGCAGCUGUUCAAUUUUGGGGAGUGGACGGAGGUCGCUGGGAGCUAUGUGCCAAAGAGAGAGAAUGAGAUUUUGAGUAUUGUCGCUGCUUGUGAUUCGGAGGAUUCUUCAGUUACCGGUAAUGUUUUGCUUGAUGAUAUUAGCUUCAUCGGGAGUGAUUGUGCGUAUGGCUUGGCCUAG
Penicillium samsonianum is the source of this 495-nucleotide messenger RNA. Its product is annotated as carbohydrate binding domain-containing protein. NCBI's taxonomy places the organism in Eukaryota, Fungi, Ascomycota, Eurotiomycetes, Eurotiales, Aspergillaceae. The record is from RefSeq and is a predicted model, not a curated record. Gene Ontology annotation, molecular function: hydrolase activity, acting on glycosyl bonds. The transcript is spliced from 2 exons. The coding region runs from base 1 to 495 and encodes 164 amino acids.